AUGUCCGGCAUCUCGUCACUUGCCUACCAGAAGAAGACUUGUCAAAAGGCAAUUAUCAAGCACCUCUACAGGUACCUUCUCCCACAGAAGUUGGGGCAAUCAGAGCCUGAUGGAACAUGGAUAAUACUUGAAUUCAAUAAGAAUAAUUGUGCAGUAGGACCGGCUUCUGGUUUGCUAGCAGGAUAUUUGGGUAUAAUUAUUAGAAUGUUUAGAGAUAUUCCCAUAAUGUUUGAGAGUUGGAAGAAUGUUCCAGCAGAUACAAAAACAAAGUUUUAUGAAUCAAAGAUAAAGCGCCAUUUUCUUGUGGAUGAUGGGCGUGACAAAGAUUUUGUACUUGCUUCUGCUGCAAGGAAAUGGAAGGAUGCUCGACAUACAUUGUUUCACGAAUUUUAUAGAUGGGAUCUCCCUUUGGAGGAAAAUCUUCAAAAUUAUCCAAAAUGCAGAGGCAUUCCUGAAAAUGACUGGGCUGUUUAUGUUCAAUAUAGGCGGAAAGAAAAAACACAGAAAAUAUCCCAAAAAAAUUCCCAAAAUAGAGCAAAAUUGAAGGCUCCACAUACACUCGGAUCUAAGUCGCUUGCAAGGAAGAAACAUGAGUUGGAAAUGAGAGAUGGACGAACAUACAGCAGAGGAGAAAUGUAUGCAGUUUCUCAUAAAAAGCCUAACGGGUCAUUUAUCAAUGAAGAUGCAUACAACAAUAAUAAAAAAUUACAAGCUGCAAUUAAGGAUUCUGUGUCUGAAAAUGAGGCAUUUCAGAAAGUAUUUGGAAAAGAAAAGCAUGGAUAUGUUCGUAGUAUGGGACUUGGAGUUACACCAUCUCAAAUUAAUAGAUCUACGAGAUCGACAUCUUCUUCUGCAGAAAGUGAACAAAUAAAGGAAAUGCAAGAAGAAAUUAAUGCACUUAAAGAAAAGAAUUCAAAAAUUGAUGAAUUAACACAGGCAAUCAUAUUCUUAACGCAAAAGGACAAGGCGAGGACAAAGGAAAUUGAACUCUUAAUGCAAAUGCAGAAUUUUAGUGGAAGACAGGGAUUGGAAUCACCCGCUGAUGGUAGACGUUCAUCUGAGUCUAGCUACCGUAUUGGAGAUAAUGGAACUUCAGGGGGGACAAAUUAG
Molecule: messenger RNA, 1110 nt
Organism: Vicia faba (fava bean)
Lineage: Eukaryota; Viridiplantae; Streptophyta; Magnoliopsida; Fabales; Fabaceae
Source: the annotation of a GenBank genome assembly